Adineta ricciae is the source of this 1695-nucleotide messenger RNA. The record is from the annotation of a GenBank genome assembly. NCBI's taxonomy places the organism in Eukaryota, Metazoa, Rotifera, Eurotatoria, Adinetida, Adinetidae.
AUGGUAGAACGAUCUUUAUUCGUCCUAGUGUUCUAUUUAUUAUUGUACACCAUCAGUGCUGAUAUUGAAUUACAGACACGACAAGGAAUUAUUUAUGGUCGACAAACUCAGCAUUCCAAUGAAUUUCUAGGAAUUCAAUAUGCAAGAGCAGAACGAUGGAAACGACCAGUCGAUCUUGCAUCUGGAAAAUUUCCGAAUGAUUCACUUCAAGCAAACUCAUUUGGUCCAUGUUGUCCUCAAUCGAAUGCAGGAAUAUUUAUACCUGCACAGGACGAACAAUGUUUAUAUCUGAACAUUUAUACACCAUUGAGCAUAACAAAUAACUCCCUGUUACCAGUUCUUGUUUGGAUUCAUGGUGGUGGUCUUCAAGUUGGAUGUUCAUCCCAGAACAUUCCAGUUCUAUAUAAUGGCUCAAAUAUUAUUGCUAAUGUACCUGAGAAACAACCAGUUAUUGUCGUAACAAUCAACUAUAGGCUAGGCAUGUUUGGUGAUCUGUAUUUGAAGGAUUUAGUUGAAGAAGAUCCAAAAGGAUGGCCAACAGCGGGAAAUUAUUUCUACCUUGAUAUGUUAUCCGCUUUACGUUGGGUGAAUGCGAAUAUUCGUGAUUAUGGUGGCAAUCCGGAGAAUGUUUUAUUGUUUGGAGAAAGUUCUGGAGCAAAUGCUGUUAUCGAUAUCGGUGCAUUGAAAGGAUCAGCAAAUCUUUAUCAGCAUGUGAUAUCGCAAUCAGGUGGCGCGGGAUUUUUUGGAUAUUACACCAACACGAGUGAUGCUUUGAUCGAAUCGAAUAAAAUCAUUCAAAAAGUCAAUUGCACUAAUCAAAGAAGCCUUUUACAGUGCUUACGCAAUUUGUCGACAGCUGAUCUCAUAACAUCAUACGGUUUUCGACAAACCAAAGUAGUUGUUGACAAGUAUUUUCUCGAGUAUUAUCCGCCAGUGGCAAUCCAUGAAGGCAUAUACAAUCCAAAUAUUAGUAUGACUAUCGGUCGAAAUGAAUAUGAAUCCCCGAUGUGUUUCACCAAUCCUGACAUGAACUUGACGUCAGUGAAAGAAAUGCUCAUUCAAGCUUCCGGAGAAAAAUGGGCUGAAGUGUUUAUUCAAGAUCCCGAGUUCAAGAAUUGUUCACCGGAUCGAAAUGCGACCAAUCGAUGCUGUGAAGCAGCACGUUCAUUCUUUAGUCACUUCAUUCUUGAUUGUAGUGCUCGUCGUAUACAAGACGCUUUAUUUAAGCGCAAUUUUCAAGAAAACUUAUUUUUGUAUCAUAUGGAUUGUAAUCCUGGAUUAUGUCCGGUGAAGUCUGAAGCAGAGGGCAAAGGUCUUUGUUUCCAUGCAUCAGAGUUACCGUUCGUAUUCGGAACAGUAAGCGAUAUGUAUUCGAAUGAAUUGAUGAACUGUACAUGGGAUAAUGAAACACGAGUAUUUUCAAAUCGGAUUAUAUCACAUUGGAUUAGUACAGCCAUAGUUGGGAAACCGUUGAGUGAUUGGUUGAAUUACAGUCCGUCAACGCCGCGAUACUAUCAGAUCACACCAUUUCAUCCGUUCUCAACUCUUACAACAGAUCGUAAUUGUUCACUUAUCGAUCAAUUCGAAGAAGAGAAAAUCGAACUCAUGUUUGGUAAUUCGAAAAACAAGAGUUUUCGCAAUUACGCAAAUCGAAGUUUCAUCGUACUAUUGAUUUUAUUCUUUGCUAUAUUUUAA